Messenger RNA from Paramuricea clavata, 4546 nucleotides. NCBI's taxonomy places the organism in Eukaryota, Metazoa, Cnidaria, Anthozoa, Malacalcyonacea, Plexauridae. The record is from the annotation of a GenBank genome assembly.
CAGAGAAGCUUUCUUUUCUGGAUGGAUUUUGUUUGGGAAAUUUUGCAAACAAAAUAAGGAUUUUUGGCGAUAGAUUUGAGCCGAUUGCACUAAUCAGCUUUUCUUUGGAUGUAUAUUGCUCCAUUUUCACUUAAACAUGUGCUGAAACUGUUAAACAGAAAAAAUUGCGUGAAAAAAACAAGAAAUGGAAACAUGAAAUUGCAGCUCAUUGAAAAAUGUGGGUGAACGCGCUGCUUUUGUAGACUUUGUAUACCGGUAUUGUGAAAGAUUUAAACUUUUUAUAAUACAGUAAGAACUGUUCUGAGUAAAUACAUAUGGCAAAACUUUUAAAAAGCUUUUGAAAUCAUUUAAAAUGUUGGUUAAUGUGUGACAAAAAUUAACAAUAUUAACUAAUAUAUUAAAUCAUGGCUUCUUUGGGGCCCAAGGCAGUGAUAUGUUAUAUAUGUGGUCGGAAGUAUGGGACAUCCUCGAUUAAGAUUCAUGAACCCCAAUGCCUUAAGAAAUGGCAUAUAGAAAACAAAGAAUUACCAAAGCAAAUGCGAAGACGGCCGCCGGUUAGACCUCAAGGUUUUGGCGAGUUUUCAAAAGAUGGCGGGUCACUUGGCAACCAAAUAGAUGUAAUGAACGAGAUGUCGUACGAAAGCUCAAAAAAACAGCUUCUACCUUGCGAACACUGUGGUCGGACAUUUCUCCCGGAUCGGUUACCAGUCCACCAGCGGAGUUGCCGACCUGGUAACGUGGCUAAACCUGGCCGGGGUAACCCUGCCCAAAGUGGUAGCAUGGGUACCGGUGGUUCCAAUAGAUUUGGUUUUCGGGAGCAGCCAAGAGAACCGGUUAAGCCAAAAACGAUUGUUUGUUAUAUUUGUGGCCGCGAAUUUGGGACUGCAUCCGUUUCAAUUCACGAGCCGCAAUGCUUAAAAAAAUGGAAGAUUGAGAACAACACCCUACCCAAACACAUGCGUCGACCCGUUCCAACCAAACCUGACGUCCUGCCGAGUUUGACUGGAAAUGAUAACGAUCACCGUGAGCGGAGGAAUAUGAUGGCCUACGAGUCGGCAAAACAGCAGUUGGUACCAUGUCCAAAUUGUAAGCGGACAUUCCAGCCGGACAGAUUGAGUGUCCAUCUUAGAUCAUGCAAGCAGAAAUUGGCCAAGACUAUAUCUUCACCAAACAGUAAGUCUGAUAUGUGUUAAUAUGAAGUGUUUUCAAUCUUUUUCAGUCAUCAGUAUUUCACAUAUUAAUAAUAUAAAUCACAGGAGAAAAAUUGAUAACAUCAACUUGGAUCGGAGAAUAGAUUGUAGCACUAGUACAGUAAUUCUGUGUUUCCUGAAAAUUUUUUUUCUUUUCAGUAUUUUCAAGUGGGUAAUAUUUUUGUUAAUUUUUCUAACCACAGACAGGUUUGGAUUCCAAGAGCAGCGGCAAUCACCAACAUUCCAGCCACAGUCGCCAACAACCACCCCACCCAGAAAACCAACAACCACCCCGCCCAGAAAACCUGGCCAAAAUAGAACCAGAAAACCACCACAGCCUAAUCGAGGACAGUACGACUCAAACAACAACAUUGAUGACACAGACUACCCUCGUGAGAGUUCUAAUUCCUAUGGGAAUGGUUUUAAUUCGCAUGGGAACACUGGUUCUAAUUCCUAUGGGAAGAUUUCUAAUUCACGUGGGAAUAAUUCUAAUUCCUAUGGAAAUAAUUCUAAUUCCUAUGGGAAUAAUUCUAAUUCCUAUGGGAAUAAUUCUAAUUCAUAUGAGAAUGAUUCUAAUUCAUAUGGGAACGCUAGACCUGGUUCUAAUGGCAGUAACAGAUCUGGCUCGAACGAAGCACGAAAAAACUCCGGGUCGCAAAGAAAUCGUAAGAAACAGGUCUCCAAGAAAGCAAGUGCGCCAAGUAGAGUCAACGGUGGUUUUGGCGGUUCAAAUGUUGAUCAGUUUGCCGCUCCGGGAGGGCUUGGAACCUCGGGCUUAAAUGAUCCCGACGCAUUUCAAUCAGGCAGUAAUGGUAAUUAUCUCGUGCCAUGCUUCAAAUGUGGGCGAACCUUCGCAGCAGAUCGAGUGGAGAAACAUCAGACUAUCUGUAAUAAUACCAAACAAAGGAAGGUGUUUAACUCCACCAAAAAUCGAACAGAGGGCACCGAGGCAGCGGCAUAUAAUAGACCAGGAAGAGCAAGCAGUAAUAAACCACAGAUGCCGAAAUCCAAGUCUAACUGGAGAAAAAAUCACGGUAAGGCAAAACAUUUUAAUACCUGGGUUUCCGGUUUUUGUACCCUGCUAGCUUUUGGCUAUUCAAAACACCGACUUUAAUAUUUUUAUUUGAAAUUUGCGAACAGCUUGGAGCAAUGUAUCAUACCCAGUUUGUGGUGUUAGUUUUGUAUUCGUAGUUGAUACGAAUGUGAUUCAUUGUUUUGAAAAUCCCACUGUUCUCCAUGAGACUUCCAUGCCACCUAGUCAUGAUCCAGUAAUGUUCCAUUGUCUUUUCAUUUUUUUUUAAAUCCCACUGUUCUCCAUGCUACCCUAUCGCAAUGUUCCAUGCUAUCUUUUCACUGUUUUAAAAAUCCUACUGUUCUCCAUGGCAUUCAGUCACUCGUUGUUUUAACACACAGCUAUUUGAAGAAAUAGAGACUGAUGAUAGCCUUUAGAUAGCUGAUAAGCUUUAUAAUCUUCCACCACGUAAUGAAACUGCUAAUAUGACUCUUAGAUCCAGUCAUAGAUUUAACGUUGCAUUUCAAACUAACCGUUUUAGAAAUAGUUUUAUUAUACAUAAUGCAUUAAAUUUAGACGUGUAGUGUACGAGUGUAUAGUAUUUUAAUAUUUUCUUGUAAAUAUAAGCGUAAUUCAGCCUAUAUUGCUGCAAUGUUUAUACGAAAUGAACCAUCUAUCAAAGACCAUCCAUCUAUUUAUCUAUCUAAAGUACUACUUUUAACGAUCUAAAUCUUUCCUUUGCAGAGGACUUCGUCAGAGCAAUUCGCGAUGCAAAGAAGGUUCAACAAUAUGUGAAGAAGGGUGGCAAUCUGUCAGACCUUCCCCCUCCACCUGCCAGCGAGAACCCCGACUACGUCUACUGUAAACACUGCACCCGGCGUUUCGCCCCGGAGACCGCAGCAAGACAUAUUCCAAAAUGUGCUACAACGUUCAAUCGACCUGCCCCACCGAAACAACGGGCCAUCCCUCUUGGUGGAGGGCGUGCUAGGGGUAGUGGUGGUAGGGGUAGCGGUGGUAGGGCUAGAGGUGGCGCGCGGGCUAGAGGCGGUGGGCGUGUUCUCUGGGGGUAAUCGUACAUUGUGUGUGUAUCAUUCUUUGAAGUUUUAUUUAUUUUCACCACCGGUACAUUUGCACAACACUGCACUUUCCAAGAACGUUUAUGCUAUAUAGACGCACAAUCAUGUUAUUAUAAAAUGACUAAAUGGUAAAACUUAAGCCCUGGACAAACUAGGAAACAUUGUUGUGGAAACAUUGUUUUCUACCAAUGUUUCGCCAUGUUUCCCAGAGUGGGCAAACACUAGGAAACAUUAGUAAGAAACAUAUAUAGGGAAACAUUGAUCAAAUGUUUCUGAAUUCGCUACGAAACAUUUUUGCUUCUCGGGAAGCAAAGUUUGUUUCCGCAACAAUGUUUCCGCAACAAUGUUUCCGCAACAAUGUUUCCACGGGUGGGCAAACAGGGAAACAUUUGAGGAAACAUCGAGAAUCACAAAUGUUUCCACAACAAUGUUUCCUAGUUUGCCCAGGACUUUAGUUGACACGAAUGAAAUUAAAUAUUAAGCACAAGAAUUCAUAGACAAAACGCGGAGUACAUAGUCGAACCUCUGAGCAUAAGCAAACCAAAGCAAAACAAAGACAUAUCAAACGGGGUUUUUUUUUUCUGCUUUGUUCUUGCAAAGAACAUAUACGGUAUUAGGUUAAGAUCUCUUAUGCAUUAGAGUCCCGACGAGGAUAUGAGAGUUGAUGAGGGUUCGCAGUCCCGCAUUGUUACAGGGGACAUUUUAUGCUCUAGAUUAACAAAAUAAAGGUUUGAUGAAUGUUCCAACUACAGUAUGUUUUCACGUAAAUAAAAUACAUGAUAGUGUUGGGAAAGCAUUAAGAACAGCUAACCAAGCUCGCGUGACUGCUAACUCUCAUGCACUUUCACGGAAACGUUUCGGCCAGCUAGAACGGUUUGAAAUCAACGCACCACUGUAAAAUCAAUUUUAGCAUGACUAUUAUUACAAAAAUUGCACAUAUUGUAUAUUACAUAACUAAAAUAAAACUACGCUUCGGUCUGCAAGUUCUGUUUUACAAACAAAAACAGCGCCGUACUAGAACAUACAACAAAUCCUAUACUACCAAACGACGUGUAGCCGAAUCGACUAAGUAAUAAACCACCAAUUGUGGGUGCUAAUGUUCUUAUUAGAGCAUGCGUGGCGAAGGAAAUACCAAGGACGAAUCCCGUGUCCUCUGGCGGGACUAGCUUGGUCAGGAUGGAGUUGGUGAUCACACCAAAUAACGCACCGCCAAAAACGAGGGGUAUCACCAUCACACAAAGAUGAAGUGCACUGGAGCUGAAGAACUA